CUAUGAGUGUUUUCUCGAAGGUGGGACCGUCUCAAACUGACUGCAGACAGCAUCCAUCCAUCCAUCCACAUCAACACACGUCUCUGUCCGUGCGUGUGUGUGCUGCUCGACGGUGCGUACGCCUGCAGGGUGGCGUAGGGGGUGAGUGCUCUCUCCACCAUGGUGAACAGGCUUCGAAGCAACUCCUCCUUCCACGAGCUCAAGAUGACGACCAACUGACCGAGCCAUCCAUCCAUCCAUCCCGCAAUGACAAACACAUGGAGAGCGUCGUGUGUAUUCAUGGCCAGUGUGAUAACCCAUGGCACACGUACGUACGUACCUGUUGCUUCUUCUUGUGGCGGACCUGCACCAGCCACGGCUGCACCGACGGGAUCUUGUUGCCCGGCGCCCCGAUGGGGACACUGCCCUGCCCGCCGGUGCAGAACAUGCUAUCAAUCAGAUUACACAACACGUGCACAGGUACAGUACAGUAGACACACAACAAACAGCCGUGGAUGUGGGUAUGUGUGUGUACCCGUGUGGUGUGUGAAUCAAUGUGUGUCCCGGCCCCACCCCACCCACCGGUGCUUGAGCGAGAUGCUCAUGCCACAGUCGAGCAGCAGAUCCACCUUCUCGGCCAACUGACGGAUGGGAGACAGACAGGUAUGUAUGCAGUCGCACAGAUAGGUGUGGUCGCGUCCGCGUGUGAGUGUUCAUCUGCAUGUGUCUGUACCACGUAGGCCUUGACCACCUUCCAAUAGCGACAGACACCCAUCAGCACCUUUGCCAACGGCGUGGCCAGCGCUGUGUGACAUGGACACACACAUACACACACACACACACGCAGAAGAGUUCUUGUCCGUGCACUCGUACUCUUUGCCCUUCCAAACGUAGUCCUCCUUGCCGCCCGUCACGUCCACGUCCCCCUCGAAGUUGUGCUGCUGAAACCACGAUGAAUGGACAUCACACAGCCAUGUCACAUGGCGCAAGGCGAGCCGUCCAUUCAUCCAUCCCAUCCAUCCAUCCCCUUCCUUGCUUAGUGACGUGAUCGCCCUCUGCCUCUGACCUCCUCGUUCUCCCUCUCCUCGGACUGCUGUGACUCGAUGUCGGAAUACCUCAGCCCCUCCUCACCGCUGUUGCGACGCAU
Molecule: messenger RNA, 1126 nt
Organism: Vitrella brassicaformis
Lineage: Eukaryota; Vitrellaceae
Source: the annotation of a GenBank genome assembly